Molecule: messenger RNA, 3220 nt
Organism: Ylistrum balloti
Lineage: Eukaryota; Metazoa; Mollusca; Bivalvia; Pectinida; Pectinidae
Exons: 5
Coding region: 318-1088 (256 amino acids)
Biological process (GO): protein polyubiquitination; regulation of double-strand break repair
Cellular component (GO): nucleus
Molecular function (GO): RNA binding
Source: RefSeq, a predicted model, not a curated record
AUCACUAAAAUUUACGGAAAGUAAAUAGCUCAGGUAACAUUAACUUCAAGAAGAUUGAUUUCAGAAAAUGCAAGAGUUGAAAAAUUAAAUACUGUCCAGUUCCCGAGGAAAAAUCAAUUUCUAAAACUUGAUUUUGGAAAAUCAAAGUGAUGAUUCAUCAAGAUUUAAGGCAAUGUUUGAUGUUAUGAGUCUAACAUCUUGCCAAAAUAACAGAAAAUGACGUAGAUGAAUGUAUGGCGCUUCCCCUCCUACCAUCACAAGGUUCCACAUCCCCAAUGUUAGUAUAAUCAAUUAAAGCAUCAACGUCAUGGCAGCAGAUGAUGGUAAUUAGUAAAAUAUUACAAUUAGACUACGUCAAUGUGUACAUCUCCAAAAUGUCACAGAAGAAAUCUUACAACGGAAAACAUCCCCAGUUGCUAGACUUCAGGGAAGUUGUAGGUGAACAUCUGUACAGUAAGGUUCUCGAGUCUUGUAGAAAUGAAUCACAUGCUCAGAAAGUUACAGGAAUAUUACUGGAAUGUGGGAAGGAAGAAGCCUUUCGUCUGCUGGAGGACAAAGAUUUCCUUGGAUCUAGAAUCCGUUUAGCUGAAAAUACUUUGAAGGAAUGUGGGUCUUACAUAAACGGAAAUGAAUUAGUCAAGGCACUUCCAGCUUCUGAAAUUCUUCCUCUUUCUGUUGCUGAUAAAUUGUUUGAAAAAGUCAGUGAAAUAGAGCCGGCAUUGUCUUGCCAGAUUACAGGAAUGUUACUAGAAGCAGAAUCUGUGGAAGUUGAAAUGAUGUUACAAAAUUCAAAUAUCCUGAAACAGGCAGUAUCUCAAGCAUUACUGUCACUGUCAGCUACAGAGUCUGAAGUAGCCGAGGAGGUAUCUGAUAAUGAAAGCGAUGAGUGCUCAGUCUCCGAGGAUUCCAUAGGAGAUCAGUUGUUUGAGGCAGUGGAAAACAUUUAUCCUGAUCCAGAUACAGCUUCCAAAAUUACAGGUAUGUUGAUGGAGUCGGGCAGUCUUGGCCUGGACCAGCUCCUACAGGACAAACAAAACCUGACUACUAGGAUACACUUGGCAUACAAGGCUCUUCAGCUGAAGGAUUAGGGUUCAAUUUCUGUCAACAUGAUAUGAGCUUUAAAAAUAUUAACUGACCAAAUCAUAUGGCGGGUGUUUGUACUUAUUUUUGACUUGGCUGUUUUUCAAUUAUACAAGGGUAUUUCAAAAAAUGUAAUUGAAAUGUUAUGAUGAUACGGAUCACUUGUUCCAUGGUACAGAGUAUACUAACAUAUGUAAGCACCAAUUAUUAUCAUUAUUAUGAAUAUUAUCAGUAUUUGACCUAUAAAUCAGGUCUCAUGUAUAUUUAUUGUUAUAAAUUUAAUGUCUUCUUCCAUCACAAUUGCAAAAUUUUAAUUCAUAAGAGUUCAGUUUACUUGUUCAAGCUGAAAAUGGCAAAAAUUUUGACCUGCAAAAAUGAUUGGCUCUCCAACAGAUCAAAGUCUUGGGUAUUUACAUACUGCAUAUAAAAGAUAUGCAUAUUCUCACCAUCUGGGAAAUCUCACAAUGUUUUACGUAGCCAAAUGUAACAUGGACAUUCCGAAAUGACGAAAUCAGAAUCAGCUUCACAUUGAUAGAUGGAGUGGUCAGGAAGCUUACCGGCAUCACUUUGUUCCAUAAUGAAUCUGUUGUGAAGUCAUGUUGACUUUCAAAUUAAGUUUAUUUUCUGACUCCGAUCUAUAAUAUUCUUAAAACAUAUUACCAAAAAACCCUGAAAACACAAGUUUAAUUUAACAGUAUGUUAUUGGAUUGGGCUCAAAGACUAUUGUAUGUAUACCCUUUACAGGAUACUUUUUGUAUUUAUAUUUAACUAUAACUUUGUGAACUUUGAUUUGUUAUAGUAUCAAUGGGUUUUAUCAUGGUAUAUAAACUUUGUAGCAUCCGUCCAUCUGCCAAUUUUUCUCACUGUUGUGUCUUUUUCAAUGGAUGUGCUUGAUAAAUCAGGUUACAAAUAGUUCAAUAUUUUCCAUCAAAUUUCAACAAAAUUAUAACCCUUGGUAAUUUUUCAUUUCAAAAUUUUCUUUGAGUUUUUCUACCUUACCGUUUCACCAAUAUACACCCAUGCAUAUUACCACUGACCACGUUCAGAUCUAGUCAUGGUUUGUCUAUAGGGUACUUCCUUGCACAGUCUGGAAAGUCCAACUGUUUAUAGUUUCAAUCACUUAUCAAUGUUUUGAUAUAAUUUGUUUAUUUUUUAUACCAACAACAAGUCAAAAUGGAUUUUGCCGUGUGUGAUAGACAUGAAUUUUUUCUGGUCUUGUGUUGUUUUUUCCUGUCCCAAGUCAGAGAAAUAGUUGUAAUUUUUGUAGUAAUGAUAAAAGUUUUCUAUAUCUGUUUAGUUUGUAUAAAAAUUUUGUCUCUGUGGUAUAUUUGUUUGUUUAGUAUUCAAUACCAAAGAAUAGCUUACUUGUUCUUUGACUUUUUUUAAAUACCGAGAGCAGUUAGGGAAAUAGUUGUAGAUUUAUGAUGGGAAAGGUUGUACAUAUAUAUGGUUCAUAAUAUUAUGACUUUUUAAGGCUUUUUAGUUUUGCAUUAUUGAAAUGUUUAUGGCCGAUUGUUAUUAUAGCCCUUUUGGUUGUAUGUCUGGAGUAUAACAUCUCUCCGACUUGGUCUAUAUUCACUACAUAGAAAAUGAAGUAGCCAAACUGAAGGCGGCACAAAUUUGUCCACCAUUAUACACAAAUAAAGUCCUUUGUUCAACAUUUUUAGUUUUAGAAAAAGGGCAAAUGUUCACAUGGUUUUAUUAAAAGGGAAACCAGGUCAAAAUUAUAUACAGUUUUAUUUACAUAAAGUUAGAGACUGUGGUUCAUUAUCACUGUGAAGAUAGAUGUUUUUGUCGGUAGAGGUUGAUAAAUUUGGAUUUUUUUCCUUUUUUUUUUUAAAUUUUACAAUGCAAAUAUAUAUAAACAUUUUCACAUUUACUUAUUUUUAUUGUGAUAAAGCUAAUGUGAAGUAAGAUAAAUGACCUAGGACAUAAAGAAUGAUGGUCUGUUUUAUAUACCUCUCUGAGACAAAAAUAGUCAGUUGUCAGGUAGCUCUCUGAUUGUCUCAGAUGUCUGACAAAAAUAGUCAGUUAUCAGGUACCUCUCUGAUUGUAUCAGAUGUCUGACAAAAAUAGUCAGUUAUCAGGUACCUCUCUGAUUGUAUCAAAUGAAAGUCGGCAAUAAAAUUGGCCAAUUGUA